UUCACUAUAACUGAUCUAAUGGGUUUGUUUAUGGAGUGUGAUACUGGUUUAUUGGAAAUUAACAAUAUAAUUAAAAUUCUUAUUUUAUUGAGAGCGGUAAAAGUAUAUAGCAUUCUCAUACUUGCGGGACACAGGUUUGAUUAAUAGGAUGUAGGUGAUUUUUUUUUUCUCCAGCUGAACGUUACACUCCAUCCCAGUAGGUGGCGGUAAUGCACCUUAAGCUGUUUGCAAACCGCCAUAAAACAAUAGAAGAAGAACACGAAGGAAAUUCACACCCGCUUGUUCGCGGAGCUUCUUUCUCUACACGGGCUUAGAAGCUCUGAUAUUCUGUGUGAUUUCACUAAAGUGUCCUGAUUCUUUACACCUCUUAUAAUGAAAACCAGACGGCGCUCUUUAGGAAAAUCUCCACAGACUCCUGCUGCUACUGGCUCAGAGAUGUACCACUGCUCAGAUGUCGGAGAGAGUUUUAAUAAAAGUCAUCAUCUCAAAGAUCACGAGUGGAUCCACACAGGGGAGAAGUUGUAUGACUGCUCCCAGUGUGGGAAGAGUUUUACUCGUCAGAGUACUCUCCAGCGACACCAGUGUAUCCACACAGGGGAGAAGCCGUAUCUCUGUGGACAGUGUGGGAAGAGUUUUACUUAUCAGAGUACUCUCCAACAACACCAGCGUAUCCACACAGGGAAGAAGCCGUAUCUCUGUGGUCAGUGUGGGAAGAGUUUUACUCGUCAGAGUACUCUCCAACGACACCAGCAUAUCCACACAGGGGCGAAGCCAUAUCUCUGUGGACAGUGUGGGAAGAGUUUUACUUAUCAGAAUAAUCUCCGACUGCAUGAGCGUAUUCACACAGGAGAGAAGCCGUAUCACUGUGGACAGUGUGGGAAGAGUUUUACUUAUCAGAAUAAUCUCCAACAGCAUGAGCGUAUUCACACAGGAGAGAAGCCGUAUCAUUGUGGACAGUGUGGAAAGAGUUUUACCCAACCAUGUGAUCUCCAACGACACCAGCGUAUCCACACAGGGGAGAAGCCAUAUUACUGUGGACAGUGUGGGAAGAGUUUUACUCAUCAGAGUCAUCUCCAACAGCAUGAGCGCAUUCACACAGGAGAGAAGCCGUAUCAUUGUGGACAGUGUGGAAAGAGGUUUACCCAACUAUGUCAUCUCCAACGACACCAGCGUAUCCACACAGGGGAGAAGCCGUAUCUCUGUGGACAUUGUGGGAAGAGUUUUACUUGCCAGAGUACUCUCCACCAACAUGAGCGCAUUCACACAGGAGAGAAGCCGUAUCACUGCUCGCAGUGUGGGAAGAGUUUUACUUGCCAGCGUUAUCUCCAACAGCAUUUGCGCAUUCACACAGGAGAGAAGCCGUAUCCUUGUGGACAGUGUGGGAAGAGUUUUACUUUUCAGAGUAAUCUCCAACGACAUGAGCUCAUUCACACAGGAGAGACGCUGUAUUACUGUGGCCAGUGUGGGAAGAGUUUUACUUGCCAGAGUACUCUCCACCAACAUGAGCGCAUUCACACAGGACAGAAGCCGCAUCACUGUGGAGAAUGUGGGAAGAAUUUUACUCGUCAGAGUCAUCUCAAACAACAUGAGCGCGUUCACACAGGAUAGAAGCCGUAUCACUGCUCACAGUGUGGGAAGAGUUUUUCGUGACCAAAGGGCCUUCCACAGCCACCAGCAGAGUCAUACAGGACAGAAACCGUACCUCUGUGGACAUUGUGGGCGGAGUUAUACUCAUUCAAGUUCAUUAAGGACACAUAAGUGCUCUAAUAUAAAGCCAUCAGAUUUAGCCAUGUGAAUGUCAAAUUAAGAUACAUGUUUUACAUUUUUGUUUUUUAAAGGGGAGGUAAAGAGACAUUCAGGCAUUAAACUGUAAUAUUAUAUUAUUUGUCAUGGACUGUAGUAUUCUGUUGCAUGGAACUUUAUUGCUUACUCUCUGGGUUUUAGCAAAAUUCAUGAUUUUAUGUUUUCCUGUUUUUCCCCAAAUGCUACAAUACCAAGCAUGGAAUACACAUAUUUAACCAGUGGGAAUGCCCACUUUAAUCGACCAGUCCAGACCUCUGAGGGCUUCUCCCUCUAACAUAAGACUUUCAUUUUAAAUGAUUUUUAAGUGCGAGCUGGAAUUAGCUUUUCAGAAUCUCGCAUUAUGCAUACUACUCAUACUCACACUCACAUACAUACUCAAACUCUGUUCAAGCCGACAGACGAUGGUUGUGUCUAUAGGCAAUUUGAAGAGAGAAUUCUUGUCCAAGUUGCUCCAUCUUUGCAUCGUCCAUUCAACUGUAGCUAACUACACUGUAUGGCCAAAAGUAUGGGGAUGCCUGACGACCACACACAUAUAUGCCUUUUGAACAUCAUCUGAUGGAACGGCAUCUAAUCCAUGGUCCUGUGAGCCUAGUGUUCCUGAUGUAGUUUUCAGAUUUACUGCAACCCUGACCAGGAUAACACAUUUACACAGUAAGAUCAAUGAAUGGGUUUUUGUUGUAUAUAUGCUCCUUUAAGUAGUAAGAAAAUAUUUGUAUGACCAGCAAGUCUUAGAAUUUUUACUACAGGAUCACUAUCACAGUCAUGAAUAUACAGUGAAUGGAGCAUUGAGAGAGUACAUUACCAUGCUCUGGGUUUGAUGACCCCUUCAUCUUAGUAGAUCAUAUGUUUAAUAAUGCACAAAUUUUAUACUUGCCUUAUUAAUCAACAAAUAUUCUCGAUAAUAAAUGGU
Ictalurus furcatus (blue catfish) is the source of this 2713-nucleotide messenger RNA. Its product is annotated as zinc finger protein 135-like. The transcript is spliced from 4 exons. Lineage: Eukaryota; Metazoa; Chordata; Actinopteri; Siluriformes; Ictaluridae. The record is from RefSeq and is a predicted model, not a curated record. The coding region runs from base 373 to 1608 and encodes 411 amino acids.